AGAGUUGACCGUAUUUUGUUGGACUCAUCGAAAACAAAGGUUAGUAGUGGCUUGGUGCUUGUCUAUACAUUGAUAUAAAUACUCGUACAAACCUUCCUUUCUUUAUUUAUUCCAGUGAGUGGAUGGCAGAAAUAGUGCGUACUAUGGCCGACACUGGUUCGGAUUGGACCAAGGAACAUGCUUACGAUUCCUAUGCUCCACAAAGGCAGAGUGUUCCAGCUCAAUGGUAUGUACUUCAGAGGCUGAUUGUAUAAAACUCUUAAUCACUUUUUUAAUCACUAUUUUGUAUUUAAAUAGUGAUUAACUCUCAAAUACGCGCUUCUUAUUGCGUGACAUUUCGACUUAACUAUGAUUAACUUUAAUCACUUUUUUAUACAACCGCCCCCAGCAAUUUACCCGUGAAACGUUCGGUCGAAUCUGCUGUGUGGGUGCAAGGGGUGGGCACCCACGCCUCGUGGUGUCUAUCACCCCCUAGAGAAGUCCAGCACCACCCUAAAAUAAUCUGCUUGACCAUAUGGAUUUUCUGCUUUUUGAAUAGCGAUUUGCGGAAUUUUUACUGUUAGCGUGUGUCGAUUUCUUCAAACGAUUUAAUUUGUGAGCUCACGAGAAAGUAGUCAGAGUGCUUUAGUUAAAUAUUAUAUUUUCAAAUAUUCUGUACUUUUAGAAGCAAAUGUACUGUACUGUGUUGUGCUACAGAAACUGUCCAUCCAUGCACGUUGAAUGGUGCUGCUGAUAAUAUAUUUAAAGGCAUAUAACCAUCCAAGUUGAAUGGUUAUGUUGAUAAUGUUCAAACGCAUCACCAUACAACUUCAAUUGUUAUACGGAAAAUGUUCAAAGGCAUAACCAUUCGAAAUUGAAUGGUUAUAUUGAUAGCAUUAGUCAAAAUAUACACGGGCAACGUUUCAAGAAAUACAAAAAGAAUUUUGGAUCUUUCUGAAAUUCAGUGUUGCCGUUUGCAGUGUCUGUAUAAUAUGAAUUGACUGAAAAAGCGUGAGAAAAGUUUCAAUAUUUUAUACCGCGUGUCUGUAAAUAUGCGUAUUGCCUUAAUCCGAAAUGCUAACCCUGACCGCUAUGUCUUCAUCUAGGUUUGUGGAUGGGGAAGACUACUUUUACGCUGUUUCGAAAGCUCUCGAUGAAGCCAAAGAGGAAAUAUACAUCACAGAUUGGUGGUAA
Messenger RNA from Paramuricea clavata, 1173 nucleotides. The record is from the annotation of a GenBank genome assembly. Lineage: Eukaryota; Metazoa; Cnidaria; Anthozoa; Malacalcyonacea; Plexauridae.